This is a messenger RNA of Paramormyrops kingsleyae, 15033 nucleotides long. Its product is annotated as low-density lipoprotein receptor-related protein 1B-like. Gene Ontology annotation, biological process: receptor-mediated endocytosis. The record is from RefSeq and is a predicted model, not a curated record. Lineage: Eukaryota; Metazoa; Chordata; Actinopteri; Osteoglossiformes; Mormyridae. Gene Ontology annotation, cellular component: plasma membrane; apical plasma membrane; signaling receptor complex. Gene Ontology annotation, molecular function: hormone binding; calcium ion binding; protein binding.
CUCUUACUCCGUCCUUGGGAAGCACUGACAUAUCCACCUAGAGAUCCUGCUGAAACCGGGAGAGGAGAAGAAGGGCGGGCUGCACGGUGCGCCAAACCGAAGUGACAUCCCCCGAAAGGGACUCGAGGCUGGACCGGGACUGGCGCGUUGCUGUCGGAGCCUUCAUUCCGCCACCAUGUCCCAAUUUAUGCUCACCUUUCUCACGAUAUCGGGAUUAUUUCCUGCGACAGAAGGGCUGAUCGCAAAGCAAGGUCCUGGAGACAUGCUGGUGAAUUGUCCCCUUAACCACAUGCAGUGUGUCGGCACCAGAAAAUGCAUCCACUUCAACAAGCUAUGUGACGGAGCGCGAGACUGCGAGGAUGGCUAUGACGAGGGCAUGCACUGUCGAGAGCUCCUGCCCAACUGCCACGACUUACGGUGCCGCUAUGGCUGCGUCAUGGCCAGGAACGGAACAUUCUGCUUCUGUGCUGACGGCUUCCAGGUGGAGACUGAUGGACGUGGUUGCAAAGAUUACGAUGAAUGCAGUGUGUAUGGCAUGUGCAGUCAGACCUGCAUGAACACUUACGGAUCAUACAGAUGUAGCUGUACGGAUGGCUACAUUCUGCAGGCAGACAGAAGCUCCUGCAAAGCCAAAAAUGAGCCCAGCGACAGACCCGCUGUUCUCCUGAUUGGAAACUCGGAACAAAUCGCCAUCACGCACCUCAACGGAUCCUUGCUGCAGACCUUAAAAUCUGUCAAUAUGAAAGGAAUGCACACAAUGGAUUUCAGUUACAACACAGAGGCCCUCUGUUGGGUGACGGUUGCCCCCGCAGCCAGCCGGCUCUGGUGCAGCAGGAUGACGGGCCUGCAUGUGUUCUCUGAGGAGUGGGAGAUGAGAGUUGGACAAAACCUGCAAAACGUGGACCAAAUGGCCAUUGACUGGCUCUCCGGCAACUUUUACUUCACCGACCUGGCCAAUGGCCGCAUAUCUGUAUGCCGUCAGGGCAAAGACACAUGUGUUGCUGUUAUUGAUGUGGACCUGCAUAACCCCGGAGGGAUUGCGCUGGACCCCCUCAUGGGGAUGCUCUUCUUCACCGACUAUGGGAUAGUGGCCAAGGUGGAACGCAGCAACAUGGAUGGCACCAAUCGGACUCGGAUAGUGGAUUAUAGAACGGAACAGCCAACCGUGCUGACGCUGGACUUGGUGAAGAAGCUGGUGUACUGGACGGAUGCCUACCUGGACCGCGUCGAGGUGGCGGAUUAUGAUGGGGGGAACCGGCAUGUCGUGAUCCAGGGCAUCUCGGUUUCAUACCUUCAUGGAUUAACGCUCUUUGAAGAAUUCUUGUUUGCGGUGCGCUCAGAACCUUCUGGAGGCCCGAAAGCAGACAUUCUUCAAAUAAACCGGUUUAACGGCACCGAGGUGCUCACCUUUCCUGUUGUGGGAGACGCCCGCAUGAUACGGGUCCAGCACAGACUGACCCAGCCUACAGCCCGGACCCAUGCCUGUGAGGCCGACCCAUACGGGAAACCGGGGGGCUGCGGUCACGUCUGCCUACUCAGCGGCAGCUACAAGUCCCGGACCUGCCGAUGCCGGACGGGCUUCACCCUCGGGAGCGACGGGCGAUCCUGCAAAAAGCUCAAAAGCGAGCUGUUCCUAUUCUACGGGAAAGGCCGUCCGGGACUCAUCCGAGGCCUGGACAUGAAUGUCAAGUCUGGGGACGAGCACAUGGUGCCGAUCGAGGAGCUUGUCAACCCACGGGCACUGGACUUUCACGCCGAGGCUGGCUACAUCUACUUUGCCGACACCACCAGCUUUCUGAUUGGCCGUCAGAGGAUCGAUGGAAGCGGGCGGGAGACGAUACUCAAAGAUGACCUCGAUAAUGUGGAGGGAAUUUCCGUGGACUGGAUCGGGAACAACCUGUACUGGACGAACGAUGGCUAUCGGAAAACCAUCAGCGUGGCCCGACUGGAGAGAGCGUCCCAAACCAGGAAGACACUUCUGGAAGGAGAUAUGUCUCAUCCCAGAGCCAUCGUGGUGGACCCUAUCCACUGUUGGAUGUACUGGACGGACUGGGAAGAGGAUGAAGUCAAUGAUAGCAUCGGAAGGAUAGAAAAAGCGUGGAUGGAUGGGUCCAACCGACAGGUAUUCGUCACAUCAAACAUAUUGUGGCCCAACGGUCUCUCCUUGGACCACGGAACCAGCACCAUGUACUGGUGUGAUGCCUACUAUGACCACAUCGAGAAGAUUUUCCUCAAUGGCACUGGAAGAAUGGUGGUGUAUAAUGGUCGGGAAUUAAACCACCCCUAUGGGAUCUCGGUGUACCGGAACCACGUCUUCUGGACUGAUUACAUGAACGCCUCUAUUUUCCAACUGGACAUGUCUUCGGGUAACGUGACUCUGCUGAGGAGCGAGAGGCCACCUCUCUUUGGCCUUCAAGUCUACGACGCCGAAAGGCAGCAAGGUGACAACGCGUGCCGUGUCAACUACGGGGGCUGCAGCACGCUGUGCCUGGCUGUGCCGGGGGGGCGCAUGUGCGCCUGCGCUGAUGACCAGCGCCUCCAGAAGAACAACGUCUCCUGCUCGGCUUCGUCUGGAGAUGGGGAACCCCCGCGCUGUCUAGCUGACGAGUUCCAGUGCCGGAACCGCCGCUGCAUCCGGGCUGCAUGGAGGUGUGACGGCGAUGACGACUGUCUGGACGGCAGUGACGAGGAGGCCCAUGCGUGCUAUAACCAUAGCUGCCCCGCAGACCAGUUCAAAUGCAGGAGCAACCGCUGCAUCCCCAAGAGGUGGCUGUGUGACGGCACCAGCGACUGCACCGAUGGUGAAGACGAGUCCAACUUCACAUGCUCAGCCCAGACUUGCCAGCCCAAGCAGUUUGCCUGUCAGAACGGACGGUGCAUCCCAGAGACGUGGAGGUGUGACCGAGACGACGACUGCGGGGAUCGCUCCGAUGAGACAUCCUCAUGCGCUUUUCCUACCUGUGAGCCCCGGACACAGUUCAGCUGCUCCAACGGCAGGUGUAUCAGUGCCAAGUGGCACUGUGACUCCGACGACGACUGCGGCGACGGCAGUGAUGAGGCUGGCUGUGUACACUCCUGCUCCAGCACACAGUUCCAGUGCACUGGCGGCCGCUGCAUCCCACGCCACUGGGCCUGCGAUGGAGACGACGACUGCGGCGAUGGCAGUGACGAGGGCAGCGCCUGUGCUGGGGCGGCCGCGCUCCCCGCCGCCGACUGCAGCGCAGACGAGUUCCACUGCAGCGCCGACGGCACCUGCAUCCCGGAGCGCUGGCUCUGCGACGGCGAGAGGGACUGUGAGGAUGGCGGAGAUGAGGCUGGCUGCCAAGGCACGCUCCGCAUGUGUGAUCCUGCUGCCAAGUUCACCUGCAAAGCCUCAGGGAAGUGUGUCAGCAAGAGUUGGGUGUGUGACGGUGACCGCGACUGCGAGGACCUGUCGGACGAGGAGGGCUGUGAGGCUCCUGUCUGUGAGCCCCCCAGGUUCCCCUGUGCCAAUGACAGUGCCACCUGCCUGCCCCCAGAGAGCAUCUGCGAUGGGAAGAAGGAUUGUGCCGACCAUUCAGAUGAGGGACCCUUCUGUGAGGAGUGCACCUUGGGAAAUGGAGGCUGCAGCCACCAGUGCACCGUGGUCCCCGGCGUCGGGGCAUCCUGCUCUUGCCCACCAGGCCUCCACCUCGGCACUGACAACCACAGCUGUGAGGCAGUGGACUACUGUGGCCGGCACCUUCGCUGCAGUCAGGUGUGCGAGCAGUACAAGACCACUGUCAAGUGCUCGUGCUACCCAGGCUGGAGCCUGGGGCCUGACGGGGAUGACUGCCUGAGCACAGACCCAUUUGAGGCCUUCAUCAUCUUCUCCAUUCGGCAUGAGAUCCGUCGCAUCGACCUCCAUAAGCGUGACUACAGCCUGCUCGUGCCAGGCUUGAGGAACACCAUCGCCCUCGACUUCCACUUUAGUCAUGGCCUGCUCUACUGGACCGAUGUGGUGGAGGACAAGAUCUACAGGGGGAAGCUUUCUGACAGCGGAGGCGUCACCGGCAUCGAAGUGGUGGUGCAGCAUGGCCUGGCUACCCCAGAGGGGCUGGCUGUCGAUUGGAUAGCCGGGAACCUCUAUUGGAUCGACAGCAACUUGGACCAGAUCGAGGUGGCCAAGCUUGACGGUGCCAUGCGGGCCACGCUGAUUGCAGGGGGCAUGGAGCACCCACGGGCUCUGGCAUUGGACCCCAGCCAGGGGAUCCUCUUUUGGACCGACUGGGAUGCCAAUUUUCCUCGCAUUGAGGCCGCCUCUAUGAGUGGCAAGGGGCGGCACGUGGUCUUCAGAGACAUGGAGAUAGGGGCGUGGCCGAACGGGCUCACCUUGGACCACCUGGAGAAGCGCAUUGUGUGGACAGAUGCCCGGUCGGACGCCAUCUACUCAGCCCUCUAUGACGGCACUGGAGUCAUUGAGAUCCUGAGGGGCCAUGAGUACCUUUCACACCCGUUCGCUGUCUCACUAUUCGGGGGCAGCGUGUACUGGACCGACUGGAGGACCAAUACACUGGCCAAGGCCAACAAAUGGACAGGCAGCAAUGUGACAGUAAUCCAGAAGACCAACGCCCAGCCCUUCGACCUGCAGAUCUACCACCCCAGCCGACAGCCACAGGCCUCGAACCCCUGUGAGGCAAACCAGGGCCAUGGCCGCUGUUCACACCUGUGCCUCAUUGGCUACAACCGCACUGCAGCCUGCACCUGCCCCCACCUCAUGAAGCUCUCCCCCAGCAACAGGUCCUGUGUUGCACUGAAGAGGUUCCUGCUCUAUGCCCGGCGCUCCGAAAUCCGUGGUGUGGACAUUGAUAACCCCUACAUAAACAUCAUAACCGCCCUGACUGUCCCAGACAUUGAUGAUGUCACAGUCGUGGAUUACGAUGCCCUGGAGGAGAGGAUUUAUUGGGCCGACGUGAAAACCCAGACCAUAAAGCGGGCUUUCAUAAAUGGAACCAGUAUGGAGACAGUCAUAUCUGGAGACAUACUGAAUGUCCGUGGCCUGGCUGUCGACUGGCUGUCGCGGAACAUGUAUUGGAUCAGCUCAGAGAAUGACGAGACGCAGAUCAACGUGGCCCGCAUGGACGGCUCGCUUAAGACUUCCAUCGUCCAUGGAAUUGAUAAGCCCAAGUGUCUAGUCGUGCAUCCUUCCAAAGGGAAAAUGUAUUGGACUGACGGCAACAUGAUCAACAUGGCAAACCUGGAUGGAAGCAACAGCAAGAUCCUGCACCAGAACCAGAGGGAUCCAGUUGGUCUGUCUAUUGACUAUGCUGCGCACAAGCUAUAUUGGAUCAGCUCCGGCAAUGGGACCAUCAACAGAUGCAACCUGGAUGGCAGCGGACUGGAGGUGCUGGGGUCCGCAAGGGCGGUGCUGACCAAGGCCACGGCGCUGGCAGUGAUGGGUGGGAAGCUGUGGUGGGCGGAUGACAGCUCUGGCCAGCUGGGCACCGUCACCAAGCGGGAUGGACGGAACGCGGUGGUGCUAAGGAACAAGACGAGCGGCGUGGUGCACAUGAAGGUCUACGACAGGGACGGGCAGAGAGGGAGGAGCCCCUGUCAGGUGAACAACGGGGGGUGCUCCCAGCUCUGCCUCCCCACCUCGGAGGUGACCAGGAGCUGCUCUUGCACCGUGGGCUACAGUUUGCGCAGUGACCGUGUCUCCUGUGAAGGAAUCGGAUCCUUCCUAAUGUACUCCAUCCAAGAGGGGAUCCGGGGGAUCUCUUUGGAUCCCAGUGAUAACACAGAUGUGCUGAUGCCAAUCACUGGCACCUUGUUUCCCGUGGGGGUGGAUUUCCAUGCGGGAAAUGACACAAUCUACUGGACGGACAUGGGCCUAAACCGCAUUUCAAGGGUGAAGAGGGACCAGACGUGGAGGGAGGACAUAGUCACCAGUGGCAUCGGCAGGGUGGAGGGCAUCGCCGUGGACUGGGUCGCCGGGAACAUUUACUGGACAGACCAUGGCUUCAACCUGAUCGAGAUGGCCCGGCUGAAUGGCGCGUUCCGGUCUGUGGUGAUCUCCCAGGGGCUGGACCAGCCGCGAGCCAUCGCCGUGCAUCCAGUGAAAGGGUACAUGUUCUGGACAGAAUGGGGUCAAACCCCAUGCAUCGGCAGGGCACAUCUAGAUGGGUCUGACCAAGUCAUGCUGGUGAACUCUGGCAUCGCCUGGCCCAAUGGAAUCUCCAUCGACUACGAGGAAAAUAAGUUAUACUGGUGUGACGCUCGCACCGACAAGAUAGAAAGGAUCAACCUUGAGAACGGGCAGAGCCGUGAGAUCGUUUUGUCAUCCAGUGGCUUGGAUAUGUUCUCCGUCACCAUCUUCGGCGCUUACAUCUACUGGUCUGACAGGGCACAUGCCAACGGCUCCAUCCGGAGGGGCUUCAAGAGCAAUGCCACGGAGGCCCUGACCAUGAGAAGUGGCUUGGGAAUUGGCCUGAAGGACGUGAAGGUGUUCAGCCGGGGCCAUGAGAAAGGCACAAACCCCUGUGCCAGGAGAAAUGGUGGUUGCCAGCAGCUCUGCUACUAUCUGGGCAAUGGGCGGAAGACCUGUGCAUGUGCUCACGGCUACCUGGCAGAGGAUGACAUGUCCUGCCGCAGGUACGAUGACUACCUCCUGUACUCGGAGCGCACCAUCCUAAAGAGCAUCCACCUCACGGAUGAGAGCAAUCUCAACCAGCCGGUUGUGGCCUAUGAGAACCCAGCCUACUUCAAGAACGUUAUUGCCCUGGCCUUCGACCACCGACAAGAACCACUGGGAACAAAUCGCAUCUUCUUCAGUGAUGUGCACUUUGGGAACAUUCAGAUCAUCAAUGAUGAUUGGACGGACCGGCGCGUCAUUAUGGAGAAUGUGGGCUCGGUUGAAGGCCUGGCCUACCACCGGCCCUGGGACACUCUGUAUUGGACCAGCUCCACCUCCUCCACCAUUAGCCGGCACACCAUCGACCAGAGCCGGCCAGGUGCCUUCACCAGGGAGGUGGUGGUCCGCAUGUCCGAGGAGGAUCACCCCCAUGUCCUGGUGCUGGAUGUGUGUCAGAACCUGAUGUUUUGGACCAACUGGAAUGAGCAGCACCCCAGUAUCGUCCGGUCCACGCUGGCCGGGAGUGGCAUCCAGGUUAUCGUGGGCUCGGACAUCGUCACGCCAAAUGGGCUGACCAUUGACCACAGAUCCGAGAAGCUGUACUUCUCUGACGGGAGCCUGGGAAAGAUAGAGCGCUGCGAGUACGAUGGAUCCCAGCGGCACGUGAUUGUGAAGUCAGGGCCGGGGACCUUUUUCGGCCUGGCUAUUUAUGGCGACUUCAUCUUUUGGUCAGAUUGGGUUCGGAGGGCCGUGCUGCGCUCUGAUAAGUACACAGGGAGCGACACCAAAGUGCUCCGAGCUGACAUUCCCCAGCAGCCAAUGGGAAUAAUCGCUGUGGCCAACGAAUCUGCCAGCUGUGAAUCGUCCCCCUGCCGGGUGAUGAAUGGGGGCUGUCAUGAUCUCUGCCUGCUGACCCCCCAUGGCAUAGUGAACUGCAGCUGCCGGGGGGAGCGUGUGCUCCUGGAAGAUAAGCGAUGCGUGUCCAGGAACUCUUCCUGUGACAUCCACACAGAGUUUGAAUGCAGCAAUGGCGAGUGCAUCGACUAUCAGUUCACAUGUGAUGGAAUAGCUCACUGUAAAGACAAGUCGGAUGAGAAAAUGCAGUACUGCGAUAACAGAUCCUGCAGGAAAGGCUUCAGAGCCUGCUACAACCAGCACUGCGUGGCCCACAGCCGCUUCUGCGACGGCCUCGACGACUGUGGCGACGACUCAGACGAGGCGUCCUGUAGCAAUUCAACGUGCUCGUCCUCCGAAGCACGCUGUCAGGACGGGGCCUGCAUUCCUGCCACAGCGUGGUGCAAUCAGAUGAUCGACUGUGCCGAUGCCUCGGACGAAAGAAACUGCAACAACACGGACUGCUCCAACUUCUACCGACUGGGAGUGAAGGAGCACGGAUUUGUCAGCUGUAACUCCACCUCCCUCUGCAUCCACCCGUCCUGGGUUUGCGACGGAGCCAACGACUGCGGGGAUCUUGCGGAUGAGAUGGGAUGCCGUGCGUCCACCGGACACCUCUGCGAGGAUGGUCAUUUUGCCUGCCCAGGCGGAAACUGCAUCUCCAGUGUGUGGCUGUGCGAUGGCCAGAAGGACUGUGAGGAUGGAGCGGAUGAGUUUCAGUGUGACUCCUCCUGCCUAUGGAACCAGUUUGCCUGCUCCAAGAACAAGUGCAUCGCCAAGCAGUGGCUGUGUGACGGCGAGGACGACUGCGGCGAGGGGCUGGACGAGAGUGAGGAGGUGUGCGGCUCUGUAACCUGUGCCCCAGGCCUGUUCAGCUGCCCCGGGUCACACGCCUGCGUGCCCCAGCGUUGGCUCUGUGACGGCGAGAGAGAUUGUCCCGACGGCAGUGACGAACUGGCAGCUGCUGGCUGCGCGCCCAACAUCACGUGUGAUGACAGCACCUUCCUGUGCCGCAACCAGCUCUGUGUUCCCAAGCGAUUCGUGUGUGACCGUGACAACGACUGUGGCGAUGGCUCUGAUGAGUCGCCGGAAUGUGAGUACCGAGCCUGCGAUGAUGCUGGAUUCCGCUGCGCAGACGGACGCUGCCUGCCCAGUGCACAGUGGGAGUGCGACGGUGCCCCUGACUGUCUGGAUGGCUCCGAUGAACUGCCACUGAAUCCGAAGUGCUCAGCCGCAGAGAGCCUGUGCAACGGCUCCUUCUUCAUGUGCGCCAAUGGCCGCUGCGUUCCUGCAGCGGGGCUCUGCGACGGCCGUGACGACUGUGGUGACCACUCAGACGAACACAGCUGCCACGUCAACGAGUGCCUGAACCGUCGUGUCAGCGGCUGCACACAGGACUGCCAGGACCUUCCUGUCGGAUACAAGUGCAAAUGCUGGCCAGGCUUUCAGCUGAAGGAGGACGGCAGGACCUGCGUGGAUGUGGAUGAGUGCUCCUCCUCGCUCCCGUGCAGCCAGUCCUGCAUCAACACCUACGGCUCAUACCGGUGUUCCUGCGUGGAUGGCUACAGGGUGCCGGCCCACAGUCCGGACAGCUGCAGGUCCCUUUCAGGUGAGGAGCCAUUCCUCAUCCUAGCUGACCACCACGAGAUCCGGAAGAUGAGCAUCGACGGCUCCAACUACACACUACUGAAGCAGGGCCUCAGUAACAUCAUGGCGGCCGACUUCGACUACAGGAAGGAGUUCAUAUACUGGAUCGACUCCAGCAGGCCCAGUGGACGGCGGAUAAAUAGGAUACGCCUGAACGGGAGUGACCUCAAGAUAGUCCAUCGAACGGCAGUUCCCAGCACCCUGGCAGUGGACUGGAUCGGGAAGAACCUGUACUGGUAUGACGUGGAGAAGAAGGUCCUGGAGGUGUCCAAGGUCAAUGGCCUCUAUCCCACCGUCCUCAUCAGCUCGGGCCUCAGGGGGCCCACAGGACUGUGCCUGGACCCCCAGAUGGGGUACGUCUUCUGGGCUGACUGCUGCGAGUACCCGCACUUGGGCCGUAGUGGCAUGGACGGCAGCAAUCCCACCGUGAUUGUCGACACACAGAUCCACCGGCCCACAGCCCUAACCAUCGAUUAUGUCAAUAAAAGGCUCUACUGGGUCGACGACAACCACAUCUGGCUCACAAACCUGGACGGCUCUCACCGGCAUAAAGUGCCUCUCCUGAAAGUCCAUGGGGUGAUGGGGCUCACACUCUUUGAAGACUACAUCUAUUGGACGGAUGGGAAGUCCAGGUCCCUCAGCCGUGCCCACAAGACGUCGGGGGUGGGACAGAUGGAACUGCUUAGCUCCUGGCAUGUCAUAAGUGACGUGAAGGUGUACCACCCCUACCGCCAGCCUGAUGUGCCCAAGCACCCGUGCCAGGUAGCCAAUGCGGGGUGCAGCCACCUGUGUCUGCUCUCACCAGGGGGGGGCCACAAGUGCGCCUGCCCCUCCAAUUUCUACCUUGCUGCCGACAACAAGACCUGCUUGUCCAACUGCACCUCCAGCCAGUUCCGAUGCGGGACAGAUGAGUGCAUCCCCUUCUGGUGGAAGUGCGACACGGUGGACGACUGCGGCGACGGGUCCGACGAGCCGGCCGACUGCCCGGAAUUCAAAUGCCAGCCGGGCCGGUUCCAGUGCGGGACGGGCCUCUGCGCCCUCCCGCCGUUCAUCUGUGACGGUGAGAACGACUGUGGGGACAACUCAGACGAGGCCAACUGUGACACAUAUAUCUGCCUGUCAGGCCAGUUCAAAUGCACCAGGCGGCAGAAGUGCAUCCCACUGACACUGCGCUGCAACGGGCAGGACGACUGCGGCGACGGGGAGGACGAGACGGACUGCCCGGAGAGCACCUGCUCCUCCGACCAGUUCCAGUGCCAGACCACGAUGCACUGCAUCUCCAAGUUGUGGGUGUGUGACGAAGACCCGGACUGCGCCGAUGGCUCAGACGAGGCCGAUUGCGAUGAGAAAACGUGUGGGCCCCAUGAAUUCCGCUGCAAGAACAACAACUGCAUCCCGGACCACUGGAGGUGUGACACUCAGAAUGACUGCGGCGACAGCUCUGACGAGCAGAACUGCAAGCCAGUGACCUGCAGCUCGAAGGACUUUGUCUGCUCCAAUGGAGAAUGCAUCUCCUCACGCUUCCGCUGUGACGGGGACUACGAUUGCAUCGACAGCUCCGACGAGAAGGACUGCGAGACCCGCUGUUCUGCAGACCAGUUCCAGUGCCUGAACAACCUGUGCAUCUCCCUCAAGUGGCUCUGUGACGGUCAGGAGGACUGCAAGACUGGCGAGGAUGAGGCCGACUGCCAGGGCCUCGAUGCCCCCUCCUGCUCGCUGAAUGAGUACAGCUGUGUCAGUGGAGGCUGCGUGUCGGCCAGCCUGCGAUGCGAUGGACACGACGACUGCGCUGAUGGCUCUGACGAGGUGGACUGCAUCCGCGAGUGCCAUGAGGACCAGUUCCUGUGCCAGAACCGGGCGCACUGCAUCCCACGGAGGUGGCGCUGUGAUGAUGUGCCUGACUGCCUGGACCACAGCGACGAGGAGAACUGCGGCCCGGGCGUGCUGUCCUGCCGCUCCGACGAGUUCAUCUGCAACAACACGCUGUGCAAGCUACAAGUGUGGGUGUGUGAUGGCGAGGACGACUGCGGGGACAACUCUGACGAGGACCCCAAUCUGUGCGCCAGGUUCCCCUGCCCACCGACGAGGCCUCACCGUUGCAGGAAUGAACGCGUGUGCCUCCACACGGAGCAGCUGUGCAACGCUGUUGACGAUUGCGGAGACAACUCGGAUGAGGAGGAGUGUGGCGAGCAGCCCGGCAGCGUGCCGGCCAGGCCCCGGCCUUGUGGGAAGGCUGAGUUUGCCUGUGGAGGGCGCCGCUGCAUCCCCGCUGAGCUGCAGUGUGACCUCUUUGACGACUGUGCCGACGGAGGCUCCGAUGAGGUUGGCUGCAAAACCUUUCAUGGCGAGGACAUAUGCAGGAGCAGGGUGAACCCAUGCGGGGAAGACGCCAUCUGCAAUCAGACGGAAAGCGGGGCUGUCUGCCACUGUAGACCAGGAUUCCAGCGCAGCCACAACAGCAAACUGUGUGAAGAAGUCAAUGAGUGCCUUCACUUUGGAACAUGCUCACACCAUUGCAUGAACACCAAAGGGUCCUUCAGGUGCACAUGUGACCCCAAUUUCAAAGACAUUGAUGGACACUGUCGAGCAAAAGGACCAGAAGAUCACGUGCUCUACGUAGCUAAUGACACUGAAAUCCGAGGUUUUGUGUAUCCGUUUAACCAGAGCCACGGACAACUAGCACGCAUCGAGGACAAUGCCCGGAUAAUUGGGAUGGAUGCUCUGUUUCAAGGAAACAAGUUUGUCUGGGCUACCCAGUUUAAUCCGGGUGGAAUUUUUUACAAAGACAUCCUAGUCAGAAGUCAGUCUAAAUCAAAUAGCGGGAUUAUAUGCCCGGACUUCCGAAGGCCGAGGGACGUCUCGGCGGACUGGGUGACGGGGAAUAUUUACUGGACGGACCACUCGAGGAUGCACUGGUUCAGCUACUACACGGCCCACUGGACGAGGCUCAGAUACUCGAUUAAUGUGGGCCAGCUCAGUGGGCCCAACUGCACCCGUCUGAUCACAGAUAUCGCCGGGGAACCCUACGCCAUCGCUGUCAAUCCCGUCCGAGGGAUGAUGUACUGGACCGUGAUCGGCGACCACUCACACAUCGAGGAGGCAUCCAUGGAUGGAUCCAAGCGCCGGAUCCUGUUGGAGAAGAACUUGAGGAGGCCCACAGGCCUAGCCAUCGAUUACUUCAACCAGCGUCUGUACUGGGCCGACGCCGAGCUGUCCGUUAUCGGCAGUGUGCGCUUCGACGGCUCCGACGCCCUGGUGGCUAUUGGCGGGCGUCACGGUAUAGCCCAGCCUUACAGGAUCGACAUCUUCGAGGACUACAUCUAUGGGACCAGCCUGAGAAACGAUGUCUUCAGGGUCCAUAAAUAUGGAAGACGCCCUGUGCAGCACCUCAGCUUGGGUGUGGAGAAGGCCUCAAGCAUCCUCGUCUUUCAUCGAUUCAAGCAGCAGCACGUGUCAAACCCAUGUCUGAGCAUGAGCUGCGACUUCCUGUGCUUGCUGUCCCCGACCGGCGCGACCUGCUCCUGCCCCGAGGGGAAGGCUGUCAUUAAUGGGUCCUGCGGUGACACCGAUGUCUCAGGUGAGCUCUGCAGGCCAGCUUGCGAGAACGGGGGACGGUGCCUGACCAACGAGAAGGGCGUGUCCCGCUGCUACUGCUGGCCGAGCUUCUCUGGGGAGCGAUGUGAGGUCAACCACUGCAAGGACUUCUGCCUCAAUGGAGGCACCUGCAUUGGCUCCCCCCUAGGGCGGUCCACCUGCCGCUGCGUGGUGGGAUUCACAGGCGCAUACUGCGAGCGGCGUGUCUGCGAUAAUUACUGCCUCAACGGGGGCACCUGUGAUGUCAGCAAGGGCAACCAGCCCAUGUGCCGCUGCAUGGCUGAGUACACCGGCGACCGCUGUCUGCACCACAUCUGCCACCAUUACUGCGUGAACGCCAAGGCCUGCACGCUGUCCAGCAGUGGCCACGUCGAGUGUGUGUGUCCUGCACGCUACGAGGGCAGCAAGUGCGAUGUGGAUAAGUGUCAGCGAUGCCGUGGUGCCCCCUGUGUGCUCGAUCAAGAUAGUGGAGACGUGGUCUGCAACUGCACCAACGGCCGGGUGGCACCAAGCUGCCAGCUGUGUGACGGAUACUGCUACAACGGUGGCACGUGUCACCUCGACUCAGACUCCAACCUGCCCUUCUGCCACUGCACGGCGGGCUUCAGAAGCCAGCGCUGCGAUGAGAGGGCCAACCCGUGCGAUUACUACUGUCAGAACGGGGGGAUCUGCACCCUAACUGCUUUUAACAAGCCCCGGUGCAAGUGCUCCUCCUACUGGUCAGGCACACAGUGUGAGAGGCCGGCACCCAAGAGCAGCCGAUCUGACAACUCUAGCGGGCGAAGCAUAGCCAUCAUCGUCCCUCUGGUGCUGCUUGCGGCUCUGAUUGGCUCUGUCGUGGUCGGGGUCCUGAUCUGCAAGCGGAGGCAGAGAGGCAAGCAAGUGCAGCGGCAGCCCAUGACCAACGGGGGCAUCAACGUGGAGAUCGGCAACCCUUCCUACAACAUGUAUGAGGUGGGACAUGACAACCACGUGGAGGCCGGGAACCUGCUGCACCCCAACUUUACCUUGGACCCACAUAAGGGUUGGUGUGUGAGAUCCAGUGACCCUCGCAACAUAGCGGUUCACUCUGUGCCGAAGGAAAUUAUCCCUGGACAGUCUGUUAACUACUCCAAUCCAAUAUACGCAAAGAUCUACCUUGACGGACAGAACUGCCGGAAACCGGCAAUCGGCAUCGACGAGCGGCGAGAGCUACUUCCAAAGAAGCUGGAGGGGACGAUUCGGGAAACGGCAGCAUAACCGAAGCCCCGCUUUUAUACUCUCUGUACAGAUGUGCAAACGAAAGGGGGAGAGAAACAGCCGAGUUUUCCAAGUGCUGCCCCCUGGGUUUGAUUUCAUGUGCAUUACCUCCUGGUUUGGCCUGUGUGCUCAGAAGGAUGGACUUGCUGUUUGUACCUUUUAUAUGAAGAAGCAUAAACACUGCACUAUAUAUAAAUAUAUAUAUAUUACAGAGACGCUGCUGGAUGCCCAACCUUAUACACUAUAAGUCAAACAUCACUAUUGCAGAAAGAUGUAUAAACUGUCUGUCUCCUGGUAUUAUUUCAAAAUAAAGCUCACUUUUAUAUCUGUUUAUCUCCAGAUAACCAUAAAGUUUGUAUCUGUAAUUUAGUUACAGUAUAUUUAUAGUACAUCUUCUGUAACUCAUAUUAUUUACUAAACUUUUUCCCCCUUUUCACAGUGAUGAUACUUUUAAGGUUUGUCCAUAAAAUGUUAAUAGUUUCACUAUACAGAUGCUUUUUUUUAAAUCAUUUUUAAUGUGUAAACUGUAUGUGCCAUCUUUAUUUUACUUAAAUGUUUUAAAGGUAAAGAAAAAGAUAAAUAUAUUCAUACCGAAAUCAUGGUUUUAUUGUUACCAGGUAUCAUUCUUUUAGUUUUUGGUGACUGAUCUCCUUUAAAUGAUGUGUUUUGAUUCACUGCCAUCUCACUGUCUGAGGCUCUGCCAUGUACUACAUAUGAAUUUACAGACAAAAUAGACAAAUGCCUUUUGCAGGUCUCAGAUGAACAUGAUUAUGCUUACAGCAAGCUGUCAUUCUGACUGUGUAUGCUGGUGUACACUGAAAUUAUUAUACUGGGCUCAAAUGUUACCCAUAAUAGUUAUUUUAUUAAAAAAAGAGAGAGAGCGCGAGAGAAGAAUUGUCAAAUCCAACCAUUUUUCAUCUUUACCUUCACAAUAGGAUGCAUAUAGAUUUAACAAGUUUUAUAAUUUUAUAUUUGAUUAAAUGUCAAGUUGUAUUUUGCAGAAAUGUAUUACAUGUAAGUACUUUUUUACAGAAUGUACAUCGUUAUGAAAUAAACGAGUUUUAUUGCCA